CGCGUGGGCGCUCGUUCCCGCAGAAAUUGAGGUGUAUCGCAAAUGCCGGUCUGCAGCUUGCUCGUUUUUACGUAACUCUCUACAGGAGACAUCUUCUCAGAGCGUUUGCUACUGUUCUAGUUCAUUCUUUGUAGUGGCUGCAUCAUAUUCUAAGUAGCCCUGUGUCCAGGAAUGUAGUAAAAAAACAAAAACUGAUGAUGAAGAGAAUGUGUCGGAUGAGGCACCGAGUCCCGCCCAGGAAAAUCGAGAGAAGGGAGAAUUCCAUAAAUUGGCCGAUGCCAAGAUAUUUCUGAGUGACUGCCUGGCAUGUGACAGCUGCCUGACUGCAGAGGAGGGACUCCAGCUUUCCCAGCAGAAUGCCAAGGACUUCUUCCGUGUUCUGAACCUUAAUAAGAAAUGUGAUACCUCAAAGCACAAAGUGCUGGUAGUGUCUGUGUGUCCUCAAUCUUUGCCUUAUUUUGCUGCUAAAUUCAAUGUCAGUGUAACUGAUGCAUCCAGAAGGCUCUGUGGCUUCCUUAAAAGUCUCGGGGUACACUACGUGUUUGAUACGACGAUAGCUGUGGAUUUUAGUAUCCUCGAGAGUCAAAAAGAAUUUGUGCGUCGCUAUCACCAGCACAGCGAGGGGGCGCGCGCGCUGCCCAUGCUGACCUCCGCCUGUCCGGGCUGGGUCCGGUACGCGGAGCGGGUGCUGGGCCGCCCUGUCACCCCCCACCUCUGCACUGCCAAGUCCCCCCAGCAGGUCAUGGGCUCUUUGGUGAAGGAUUAUUUCGCCCGACAGCAGGGAGGCUGCGUAGGCUGCCGGGCCUUGCAGGGGCCGGACUCCGUCUGGGGCGCGGUGGCAGGUGUGCGGCUGCUGCUGUGCUUGGUGGAGCUGGGGACGGACAGGGACCCGCCGUGGCUGCAGCAGAACCUGUCUCCAGAGAAGAUCUUCCAUGUCAUCGUGGCCCCUUGCUAUGACAGGAAGCUGGAGGCCCUUCGAGAAGGCCUUUCCUCUGCCUCACACAGUUCUCGGGGUGCUGACUGUGUGUUAACGUCAGGUGAAGUUGCUCAAAUAAUGGAGCAAAGUGACCUCUCAGUGCAAGAUGCCACCGUCGACACUCUGUUUGGAGACUCGAAGGAGGAGAAGGUGACGCGCCACGACGGAGCCAGCUCGGACGGGCACCUGGCGCACGUCUUCAGACACGCGGCCAAGGAGCUGUUCAAUGAGGACGUGGAGGAAGUCACCUACCGAGCCCGGAGAAACAAAGACUUCCAAGAGGUCACCCUUGAAAAGAACGGGGAGGUUUUGCUACGCUUUGCUGCUGCGUACGGCUUUCGGAACAUCCAGAACAUGAUCCUGAAGCUUAAGAAGGGCGCGCUGCCCUACCACUUUGUGGAGGUCCUCGCGUGCCCUGGAGGUUGCUUAAACGGCAGAGGCCAAGCCCAGAGCCGGGACGGCCGUGUGGACAAGGCCCUGCUGCGGCAGAUGGAAGGCAUCUACUCCGACAUCCCCGUGCGGCCCCCGGAGACCAGUGCGCACGUGCAGGAGCUGUACCAGCAGUGGCUUGAGGGGCUCGACUCCCCCAAAGCCCAGGAGACACUGCACACCAGGUUCCCGAGCCCCGAGCUCUGCGCACACGGCCUGGACAUAAGGUGGUAACGAGCCCGGGCAGGCGUCGCUGUCGGGCCAGGGCUGCACUGGGCGGGCGGAGGGGCUGCUCUGGGUGUAGAGUAUUAAAGACGCUUACAGAAAACAA
Messenger RNA from Lemur catta (Ring-tailed lemur), 1736 nucleotides. RefSeq names its product nuclear prelamin A recognition factor (gene NARF). Gene Ontology annotation, molecular function: lamin binding. NCBI's taxonomy places the organism in Eukaryota, Metazoa, Chordata, Mammalia, Primates, Lemuridae. The coding region runs from base 641 to 1639 and encodes 332 amino acids. The transcript has 12 exons. The record is from RefSeq and is a predicted model, not a curated record. Gene Ontology annotation, cellular component: lamin filament.